CCCUGGAGCUUGUAGUGCAGCUUUAUGGCCACUUCCAUGUGCAUUAUGGGGCCUGUAGUCAUCCCACAUCCUCUCCAGCCCUUUGCUGAUACUUGUCUUGCUUUUCCUCCUCAAUUCCAGGAACUAAGUACAUGUAAAUAAAUUGCUUUUGGCUGAGCUUUUAGAGAGGAAUUUUCCUCUACAUGUUAAAAGAUUUCAGUCCUAUACCAGCCCUUUUCCUUAUCUGUUGAGCCCUCACAACAUGCCAGACACUGUGCUGGUUCAUGAUCUAGCAGGAUAGCCACCACCUUCGAUUGAUUUAUUUACUCAUUGAUCAUCCUCUGGAAACAGCUGGCAGGGCACCUGACCUAAUCUUUGGUCAGGCAUAGCUUCCUUGAGGAACUGACGUUUCUGCCACGUGUACAAAGUAAAGUAGAAAGUGGUUGAGGGGAAAUGGGUGAUAAAAGAAUCAAGGAAACUACAUGUUUAAAAGGCCCUGACGUGUGGAGGCUGGGAGGAUCUUAAAGACAUUGCCAAGAGGAGUGUGGGGCUGGGGGUAGUGGCCCAGAGGAGGUUGAAGAAGUGGGCAGAGCUGGAAUAAGACAGUGCCUUGAUGUAUGCAUAAUAAGGCUGCUUUAGUCAGGAAUCUUUUGGUUGAAAAUGACAAAAAUCCCCCUAAGAAGUUCAGGGCUUUCAAGAUCAAAGAUGUCAUUGAGUUUUGACAUCUCUCUCUGUCUCUGUCUCAUCUUUGCUUUCCUUUGUGUUAGCUUCAUUCUUGGGCUGGCCUCUGUGAAAUCAUCCUCUGAUCCUCCCUUGUCUCACAGAAGCCAAAGACUGGAGAGGAAGGGAAUGUGGGUGAGAAAGACUAAUUGAUAAGGGCCAUUUACCCUUCCACUCUUGAAGGUCACCUUCUUUCAGGAGAUGUCCACAUGUUCCCACCUUAGAUUCCCUGGGGGAGGGCAGGAAGCUUGGCCUUCUACGAUGGUAGAGAAGGAACCAGGUGAGGGGAUCCUGUUUCCAGACUCCAAAACGGUUUGCUUUCUUAAAAUAGCAAACCUACAGCCCCCUGUCUCUUUCUCUAAGGGCCUAAAAUGCACUUUUUUGGCUGCAUCCUCAGCCUUCCCUGGAAGCAGGAUCAUUUGGGCUUGGUAAGAGAAAAGAAAUAAGGUGGGAACUCCAGAAACUCCUUCCGACUCCCACCCCCUCAUUCUGGCCCUCGUAGCGGGUCCUGACCUAUUUGUCUUACUCGCGCUUUCUUCCGGAGCCUUUUCAGACCCCUCCAGGGUCCUGUUCCAACUCAGGGGCUUCAGCACUCCUCCACUGUCCGGUGAGCCGCCCUUCUUCCGCCUCACGCACACCCUAACUAAGCAGGACCAGCAGAAGAAUACCCAACCCAGGGACCCCUUUUAUUCUGAGCUCUGGCGCUUCCGCCUCCGGGGCGGAGACUCCUCCCCCUCACCGUCCCAAUUGUAUUCCCUGGAAGAGCAGCCGGAAAAGCCUCCUCCUGCUCAGACCGGGAUAAACGAGACGCUGGUUCCUUCUCGCAACCAGCUCUCUGAGCCCUGGGAACCGCCGUGGCGGUCGGCACUGCAGCACCAAAGGCUGCGAGCACAACCUGGGCUCAGCUCCAGCUGGGCGCGGGCGGUGCGGGAGCGGCUUCAGCACCACGGACAGCACCCCGCCCGCGGCCCUCCGGCCUGCGGCGCGCUUCGGCAGCUUUAGGCGAGCCGGCGAGCUAUGCCAGAGGCAUGGCCUGGCGCUCGGGCCCCAUGGCGCUGCUCCUCAGCUUUGGCCUCCUCGGGCUGUGCUCAGGAGUCUGUGGUACAGACACAGAGGAGCGGCUGGUGGAGCAUCUCCUGGAUCCUUCCCGCUACAAUAAGCUUAUCCGCCCAGCCACCAAUGGCUCUGAGCUGGUGACGGUACAGCUCAUGGUAUCACUGGCCCAGCUCAUCAGUGUGCAUGAGCGGGAGCAGAUCAUGACCACCAACGUCUGGCUGACCCAGGAGUGGGAGGAUUAUCGCCUCACCUGGAAGCCUGAGGAAUUUGACAACAUGAAGAAAGUUCGGCUCCCUUCCAAACACAUCUGGCUCCCAGAUGUGGUCCUAUACAACAAUGCUGACGGCAUGUACGAGGUGUCCUUCUAUUCCAAUGCCGUGGUCUCCUAUGAUGGCAGCAUCUUCUGGCUGCCGCCUGCCAUCUACAAGAGCGCAUGCAAGAUCGAAGUAAAGCACUUCCCGUUUGACCAGCAGAACUGCACCAUGAAGUUCCGCUCGUGGACCUACGACCGCACCGAGAUCGACCUGGUGCUCAAGAGUGACGUGGCCAGCCUGGAUGACUUCACGCCCAGUGGCGAGUGGGACAUUGUCGCGCUGCCGGGCCGGCGCAACGAGAACCCGGACGACUCCACUUAUGUGGACAUCACGUACGACUUCAUCAUCCGCCGCAAGCCACUCUUCUACACCAUCAAUCUCAUCAUCCCCUGCGUGCUUAUCACCUCACUAGCCAUCCUCGUCUUCUACCUGCCCUCCGACUGCGGCGAGAAGAUGACGCUGUGCAUCUCCGUGCUGCUGGCGCUCACCGUCUUCCUGCUGCUCAUCUCCAAGAUCGUGCCCCCCACCUCCCUCGACGUGCCGCUUGUAGGCAAGUACCUCAUGUUCACCAUGGUGCUUGUCACCUUCUCCAUCGUCACCAGCGUGUGCGUGCUCAACGUGCACCACCGCUCACCCACCACGCACACCAUGGCUCCCUGGGUCAAGGUCAUCUUCCUGGAGAAGCUGCCCAAGCUGCUCUUCAUGCAGCAGCCGCGCCACCGCUGCGCCCGCCAACGCCUGCGCCUGCGGCGGCGCCAGCGCGGGCGCGAGGGAACCGGCGCCGUCUUCUACCGCGAAGCCCUGGGGGCAGACUCCUGCACGUGCUUCGUCAAUCGCGCGUCUGUGCAGGGCUUGGCUGGGGCCUUCGGCUCGGAGCCGGCGCCGGCAGCUGGCCCCGGGCGCUCCGGGGGGCCGUGUGGCUGCGGCCUCCGGGAGGCGGUGGACGGCGUGCGCUUCAUCGCGGACCACAUGCGGAGUGAGGACGACGACCAGAGCGUGAGUGAGGACUGGAAGUAUGUCGCCAUGGUGAUCGACCGUCUGUUCCUUUGGAUCUUUGUCUUCGUCUGUGUCUUUGGCACCAUCGGCAUGUUCCUGCAGCCUCUCUUCCAGAACUACACCACUGCCACCUUCCUCCACGCAGACCACUCGGCUCCCAGCUCCAAGUGAGGCCCUCCCCAGCUCCAUGCUCCUUCACCCCUCUGUUGAACAGUAGUUUUGGGUCGAGGAGGGAUGAGUGAGCUACGAGAAAGAGGGGCGCUGCCCCCACAGACCCAUCUUUUCACUUCACCUGGAGCCCGCCCCCCCGCCAGCGCCAACCUGGAGGCUGGACCAGCUGCGUCGUGUUCUGGCUGCUCUCCUCCUCUUGUACCAACCCAGGCAAUAGUGCUGCUGGUUGAGCAUGAAGGCUGAGAAGUGGAGGAUGGAGUGGCUGGAGGCUUCCACCCUGAGGAAAGUGUGAUGGGGAAGGGGCCAAGAAGGGGACAGAAUCAACAGCUGCCUCCAAGUCAUGGGAAAAGGGAGGCGCAUGGGGGCAAGACAGGGGCUCCAACUGUGCUGGGCUGGCCUGACACAAUGGCAGAUCAGAAGGGAGGAGCAAGGGGAGAGAGGCCUGGGUGCGACCUGAUGUCUGUCCCUGCUUAACUGCACAGCAGCUAGCUGGGUGGGCCUCACGGCAGCCAGGGGUUCCUGCCCAGAGGUUAGCCUGGAGCUGAGGUCAGAGUCCUGAGCGAGGCUUCCAGCCCAGUCCCACAGCCCCUUGCUUCUAAGGGCCCCAGCGUUCAGCCCCAGGUCCCCUUCUCCCAGUGAAGAUUCUUCCUAGACUUCCUUUCUUGCUCAGGCCAGGGUGUGGGGGGCAAGGCUGGGUGUUAGGGGAGCCCCGGAGUUCUGAAUCUUUGGGUGACCUGCUUGGAGGUUAAGGGCCAAAUUCUUGAACUGUGCGAGUUCAAGUUCACAGGCUGUUCCUCGGCCGCAAUUUGAACCGACUGGUCAUGGGAACGAGUAAACUAAGGACAUUAGCUGUAAGCAGACCCAGCCCUCUCGCCCGCAGCAGAGCAGGCCGGGCAGGAGAGGGCUGCCUGUGGAGGCCAGCCCAGCAGGGUGUGAGUGCCCAGAACUCUGCCACGUCAGCAUGGCUCCU
This is a messenger RNA of Aethalodelphis obliquidens (Pacific white-sided dolphin), 4206 nucleotides long. It is a transcript of the gene CHRNB2, whose product is annotated as cholinergic receptor nicotinic beta 2 subunit. The record is from RefSeq and is a predicted model, not a curated record. Gene Ontology annotation, biological process: monoatomic ion transmembrane transport. Bases 1728 to 3236 code for a protein of 502 amino acids. Gene Ontology annotation, molecular function: transmembrane signaling receptor activity; acetylcholine-gated monoatomic cation-selective channel activity. Lineage: Eukaryota; Metazoa; Chordata; Mammalia; Artiodactyla; Delphinidae. The transcript is spliced from 6 exons. Gene Ontology annotation, cellular component: postsynaptic membrane.